AUGUCCACGUCAAUGUCCGUUCCUGAUGCCCGGCUUGGCCUCACAUCGUCUGAGUGGCAGAUGGUUGUGCACCAACAACAGAUCGCUCUGCAGAGCAGCCAUAACGGCAGCAUGGUGUCGCGGGGGAGAGGUAUGGGGAGGAGCACGUCAAGCUCGAGAGCUGCUAGUGCUGCAAGCAGCCACGGAAGGCUCCUUUUAGACCCCGAUAGUCUCCAGGCUUUAUAUUAUCAACUCGACCACUUGCUACGAGAUAUUCGAGGAAGGAUUGAAUAUCUAAAUGAGCAAUCAGAAAUUUCGAUACAAAAUACCUAUGACCAGGCCGGAAACAUGAUCGCAGAUGCAGAUGCGGAAAUAGCACGCGUCCGGCGUAUCAUUGCGUCGAUAGACGAGCUGGAGCUGGAAUUUGACAAAAUCAAGCGGAUUAGAGAUAUUGUCAAAGGUUUCCGUGCACGAGUGGAAACCUUAGACCAUCGCUUAGAUCAAGCCUCGCGCAGAAGGCGUUGA
Molecule: messenger RNA, 504 nt
Organism: Uncinocarpus reesii 1704
Lineage: Eukaryota; Fungi; Ascomycota; Eurotiomycetes; Onygenales; Onygenaceae
Exons: 2
Coding region: 1-504 (167 amino acids)
Biological process (GO): endosome organization
Cellular component (GO): BLOC-1 complex
Source: RefSeq, a predicted model, not a curated record